AUGUCACUCGAAGCGAUCAGAUACAAGGAUGGGCGCCUGACCAUCCUUGACCAGCUCAAGCUCCCACAUCAAGAGGAAUAUGACGAAAUCCACAACGCACAGGAUGGCUGGCAUGCAAUCAAGGAGAUGCGGACUCGAGGAGCACCCGCCAUUGCCAUAGUCGCCGCCCUCGCAUUGGCUGUAGAGCUUCAAUCAACCCAGCUGUCGGAGCAGCCUGAGGAGGUUUCGGUGUUUAUCCUCGAAAAGCUCGACUACUUGGUGACCAGUCGACCAACCGCCGUCAACCUCGCCGAUGCCGCCAGGAAGCUCAGAAAAAUCACAGAGACCGCCGCCAAAUCCCAAGGCGCUACUGGUUCCUCAGUCGCCAAGGCUUACUGUGAUGCUGCUGCGCAGAUGCUGAUCGAUGAUGUCUCUGACAACAAAGGCAUUGGCAAGUACGGGGCCGAAUGGAUCACCAAAGUUGCGGGCGGUGGUCAAGUCAGCGUGCUCACGCAUUGCAAUACUGGAUCGUUGGCGACCGCAGGCUACGGCACAGCGUUGGGAGUGAUCCGAUCCCUCCACGCCAACGGAUCCCUCAAGCAUGCAUUCUGCACCGAGACCCGACCAUACAACCAAGGAUCACGACUGACAUCAUUCGAGCUCGUCCACGACAAGAUUCCCGCAACACUCAUCACCGACUCCAUGGCCUCCGCCCUGCUCCGCCUCCGCGGGCCCACCGAACGCAUCGCCGCCAUCGUCGUGGGAGCCGACCGCGUCGCCGCCAACGGCGACACCGCCAACAAAAUCGGCACCUACCAACUCGCCAUCACGGCAAAGCACCACGGGGUGAAAUUCCUCGUCGCAGCACCGCGCACGACCAUCGACCUGGACACCAAAACCGGCGACGACAUCAUCAUCGAAGAACGGCCCGGCAGCGAGAUGACGUACCUCAAAGGCCCGCGAUUCGACGGCGCCGAAUUGGACGUCAGCAGUGUCGAAACCAUCAGCAUCGCGGCCCGUGGGAUCAACGUGUGGAACCCGGCCUUUGAUGUCACGCCCGCGGCGCUGAUCGAUGGGAUCAUCACGGAGGUGGGCGUGGUCGAGAAGGAUUCCAGUGGCGUUUUCGACCUCGGGGUGGCUAUGAAGGUGCAUCAUGAAGGGAUCAAGCCUACCACUGUGGGCGGCCUUUAG
Messenger RNA from Dissoconium aciculare CBS 342.82, 1170 nucleotides. RefSeq names its product putative translation initiation factor. Gene Ontology annotation, molecular function: S-methyl-5-thioribose-1-phosphate isomerase activity. The transcript is spliced from 2 exons. The record is from RefSeq and is a predicted model, not a curated record. Bases 1 to 1170 code for a protein of 389 amino acids. Lineage: Eukaryota; Fungi; Ascomycota; Dothideomycetes; Mycosphaerellales; Dissoconiaceae.